AUGCUGCUCAUUCCCUCUCUCCAGCGAUGCGUUCAGCUCCUCCUCUUGCCCCUCCAUAUUCUCGCCUGCCUGGGCUUCUGGGACUCCUUCUAUAAGAAAGUCUUCCCAUAUGUCACGGCGAAGGUGGCAGCCAUCUACAACCACAAGGUCUACAAGCGGAAACAAGAGCUGUUCAGCAACUUAAGAAAAUUUGCUGGCCCUUUGGGCCAGCUCGUGUUGCUGGAAAUUGGCACGGGCACUGGCACCAAUUUCCAGUUCUACCCACCGGGCUGUCGGCUGACGUGCACCGACCCUAAUCCCAAUUUCAGAAAGUUCCUCCUCAAGAGCCUCUCGGAGAACCGGCACCUUACGCUUGAACGUUUUGUGGUUGCUUCUGGCGAGGAUCUGCAUCAAAUUCCAGAUGGCACCAUGGACGUGGUGGUGUGCACCUUAGUGCUGUGCUCUGUGACCAACAUCAAGAAAGUCCUGACGGAGGUUUUGCGAGUGCUCAGGCUGGGUGGAGCUUUCUACUUCUUGGAGCAUGUGGCUGCAGAUCAUUCCAGUUGGACCUACUUUUGGCAAAAGGUCUGCGACCCAGUCUGGAAGUAUUUUGGAGAUGGGUGUUCCUUGAGCAGAGAGACAGAGAAGGAGCUGGAGAAAACUAAUUUCUCAGAACUAAAUUUGAGGCACAUUCAUGUCACGCCUUACUGGAUUCCUAGUAGUCCUCAUAUCAUUGGGUAUGCAGUAAAAUAAAUGACCAUGAGCGCUGCGGGACACAGGACCUCCCUUCAGUACUCCUUUCAUGCUUUAUAGAUGGUUUUUCACCCUUGCAGUCAGCCCAUAUACAGCAGCUGGCUACCCAGAAUAAAAGUAUGAAAAACUUCCUGAGCAUCCACAGCUCACCCAAACUGGGAAUCACAUUCUUCCAUUUGUUAGAUAGGUUUUCUGGAGAGAGCUCUGAAAUAGAGCUGCUGCACAGGGACCAGGCAAACAGGAAAGAACUCUAGACAACACGUUUCAGUCCAAUACAAAAUAAAGGAGGAGUCAGCAUCUUAAGAGAGUUGAGAAGGGGGAGAGGGAAGAAAGGGAACAGAAGAUAGAUGCAAGCAAGUACAGGGGGCUAACAUGUUUCUAAGGGCAGAGAAUAAUGCCCAACCUCUAACAUUUCCGAUACAGGACACAUGCAUAAUAGAUACAGCAUCACUAGGAGCAUUUUCAUUUCAGUCUUCCCAUUAUGAAAUACGUUUACGAGCAGGCAUUCAUUCGCCUGUGCCAGUACAGUCCUCCCUGACAGGACUUUUGUUUAUUCAGGGAAGUGCUCAUUACAACACCAGUUCACUAGGCAUAGUCCUCACUGGCCAUUAGAUGCUAAUGCUAUCAGUGCAGAUUUAACGUGAAACAGCCACCUAUAAAGCAAAAAUGGAACUUUUCUUUACACUGGGAGAAAACUGGCAUUUGUUAAAUCGGAUGGCAGAAAUCUCAUCUCUGCUGUAAAAUGCUGUUACUAGAUCAGCCACGUCCUUAGAGCCCUUUUGUCAUGCUCUACUAACAUGUUUUACCUAUGCUUAAACUCUUCAUUUUCUACUCCCCCUCCAAUCUAGAUCACACCUUAAAGAGGUCUCUUUUAAAAGCCAGGAGUUCCAUUAGAAAUGUUUUCCAGUUAAACUCCCCUAGGAGACCAAGAGAAGGUGCUGCUCUCUUGGCCACUAUUUAACCUUUUCUAUGAUUUCCUGCAGUACAGCAGCAAAGAAUUAAAACCUGGUACAGAUGAUAUUUAUAAGAAAUUAAUGUAUUUUGUGCUCCAUACACAUCCAAUUGGUCUACACAGAAAGUAACUCCCAUUGUUCAAAUUUGUUUCUCUAAUGUAGUUGCCACAAGGUGGAGGUAUGAAGGUAUAACAACACAGUUUGUUAAUAAAGCAGUCUAGUAACAAUGCUGCCGUAUGUGGAUUUUAUAUUUGCUUUAUUCCCACUAGAGGGAGGAAGUAACUCAUCGGACAACAGGACUAGCUGUCACUCAACAGAAAACCAAAAUUCUCCAGUGCAAUUCACAACAGAACUGGGACCUUAAGUCCUUCAGCAAUUAAAUGCUAGUGGCUAAUCUACACUGCUGCCAAGUCCUUUGAAAAAGCACUGGUGACUGCAAAGUUGAAAAAGUUUUACAGAAUGCAUUUAGCAUAGAACGGACCAUUCAUUGUUGACUCAAGCUUAUGAAGUUAAUAAAACCAAGCCAUACACUGUAUGCAGCGAUUACCAAAUUAAUAAAUUGUUUUAUCUCUGUUCCAUGAUUCCCAUCAAAGAUCUGAAAGAUAACUAAGAAAAGCAAGCUGAUUCACUGCAAAGGAGCCCAUAUGCGCAUACCAAACUAUUUUAGGUGUCCACGAAGUGGAAAGACUGAAACCUGCUGUUGCAGAGAGAGCACAGAGCAAGUAGCUGACUAGCUCAUCCAGCUACUUACAACGGGGUGGUAAAUUAACUCUUAAACAAAUGUGUUUUAACUGAAAUGUUAAUCAAACUCCUAAUGAAACACCUACAGCAAAUCCAGAGUUUGCAUGAAUUUCCUUCGGCUCACUAAAGACAACAUACGGUUGCUUUAAGAAAUAUGACCUGUAACCUGAAACUGCUGAACACCAAGUUAGGGCAUCUUAUGACAUGUUGCCAGUGGUUACAUACAAAGUUGUACUGCCCAGUUUGUCCC
This is a messenger RNA of Haliaeetus leucocephalus (bald eagle), 2676 nucleotides long. RefSeq names its product methyltransferase-like protein 7A. The record is from RefSeq and is a predicted model, not a curated record. The transcript is spliced from 2 exons. Gene Ontology annotation, molecular function: S-adenosylmethionine-dependent methyltransferase activity. The coding region runs from base 1 to 732 and encodes 243 amino acids. NCBI's taxonomy places the organism in Eukaryota, Metazoa, Chordata, Aves, Accipitriformes, Accipitridae.